AUGAAGCAGUACACUCCCCUCGCCGCCAUCGCCAGUAUCAUCCCUCUGGUCCACGGCCAUGGAUUCGUCAGCAGCCCAACUGCCCGUAUGCCCGGUGACGCUAUGGCGUCGGCCUGUGGCCAACAAGUCAAGAUCAACCAAGAGUCCGACAACUACGGCAACAUCCAGGGCGAGCUGCAGGUUGCCAAUGGCCAGAGUGACUACAAGGCCGCCGCGUGUGAUAUCUGGCUGUGCAAGGGCUACAAGUUUGCCGACAACAAGGACAAUGUCUACUCUUACAAGGCUGGCGAGACUGUCGACUUCACCGUGGACAUUCGUGCCCCUCACACUGGUGUUGCCAACGUCUCUGUCGUUGACACUGCCUCCAACUCGGUCAUUGGUAGCCCUCUGAUCUCCUGGUCCGUCUAUGCCUCCACUGCCACCGGCGUCACCAAGGACGAGACCGACUUCAGCGUGACAAUCCCGGAGGACCUGGGUGACCAGUGUACCACUGCCGGUGACUGUGUCCUACAGUGGUACUGGUACGCCGAGUCGAUCGACCAGACCUACGAGUCUUGUGUCGACUUCACUGUUGGCGGUUCUGGUUCGAGCUCCAGCUCCAGCUCCAACUCCGGUUCCAGCUCUAGCUCUUCUGGAUCUAGCUCCAGUUCCAGCGCGGCUGCCGAAGUGACCUCUUCAUCCUCCUCUGCUGCCCCUGUGUCGUACGCCACUACCACUUUCGCCACUCAGGCCCGCGUGUCCGCCGAGCCCUCCGUGCAGGUACAGACGCAGACUCCCAGCUCUGUCGAGGCCACUGCUAGCUCUGCUGCCUCCAACGUGCCGCUCCCGACUGGUAAUGCCCAGGAGAUGGUGGACUGGAUCUCAGCCAUCUUCAAGUAUCUGGUUAGCAGCAACUAG
Penicillium argentinense is the source of this 897-nucleotide messenger RNA. Its product is annotated as lytic polysaccharide monooxygenase. The coding region runs from base 1 to 897 and encodes 298 amino acids. NCBI's taxonomy places the organism in Eukaryota, Fungi, Ascomycota, Eurotiomycetes, Eurotiales, Aspergillaceae. The record is from RefSeq and is a predicted model, not a curated record. The transcript has a single exon.